Messenger RNA from Fukomys damarensis (Damara mole-rat), 1911 nucleotides. It is a transcript of the gene CUNH17orf58, whose product is annotated as chromosome unknown C17orf58 homolog. Lineage: Eukaryota; Metazoa; Chordata; Mammalia; Rodentia; Bathyergidae. Bases 330 to 1181 code for a protein of 283 amino acids. The transcript is spliced from 4 exons. The record is from RefSeq and is a predicted model, not a curated record.
UCCACUCCCUCUUUCUCCUCGCCUGCCUGUCCCUCCACCCCACCCGCAACCCACCCGGGUUGAAAGUUCAGGAUGUGAUGUUAUCCCUGUCUGCGGACGCCAAGACGUCGCCGGGGGCCACUCUGCGAGGCCACGUGCUUGUCCCCCUGGAAGAGGAAGAGAUCCCCGCGCCGGGUUCUGUUCCACUGCUCUAAGCCGGCGAUGCCCGCUUCCCCACAGGCUGCCCCUCAUUAGCAUGAGCGGGGGUGGGGGUGCGGAGCGGGGCUGGGGGAGAGAAAGGCAGCCAAAGCCCGGCUCUGUUUUCGAGCCUUGGAGCCCUGUCCACGAAAAUGACAGCUAGAGCCUUCUGGCUGCUCUGCUUGAUCGUGGGAUCCUCCCCCGCAGCCCCGGUGGCGGAGAGAAAAGGUAAGAUCGCCGAAAUUGGACCGGCUUCAGAGGCAUUUACCCCAAAUAUCGGACCAUCUUCCCCGGGGCAACAGACGGUGGUGUCAGUGGGGAAGCAGAGGGCAACAGUUGAAGGGCAGGAACUGGAUCGCCUCCAGCACUUCGCUCAGCUGCGGGAGGUACACCCUUCACCACAGCGAGAUGCCGCGGCUUUGCCAGAACAUGAACUCCAGCCAGCUAUUACUGAAGGGUGGACGCUGAUUUCAAAGGAGAUUAUCGAUUUGCCCGGAGAGACACCACCCGCUGGAUGCGAGGGGCCCUGGACCUUUGGGGUGCUUUGUGUUUGCUCGGUCCACGGGACAGUGAGAGGAAGUCAGUGUGACGCUGUUCUCCAAACCUGUGUUUUGAAAGCAGCCGUGAACGGAAUCGUGCACGACGUGGACGAGCUUGGCGCCGGGAUCCGGCUGGUGAGCCUGCUGGUGGACCGGGCCGGGCUGUACAAGAUGAGCCGCCUCUACAUCACUCCCGACGGCUUCUUCUUCCGAGUCCACCUACUGGCCCUGGACUCCUCCAGCUGCAGUAAGCCCUGUCCAGAGUUUAAACCCGGCAGCAGGUACAUUGUGAUGGGUCACAUCUACCACAAGAGACGCCAGCUCCCCACAGCUCUGCUCCAGGUCCUGAGAGGGCGCCUGCGUCCAGGAGACGGACUGGUCAGGAGCAGCAGCAGCUAUGUCAAAAGGUUUAACAGGAAAAGGGACCGGCAGGUUCAAGGUGCAGUUCACACCCAGUGCGCCUGAAACACUCCGUCCUGGCACGGAAGGAUCGCAAGACUUGGAAUUCAGCGAUAAGACCAGAAGGGUUUAUACUCAUGUAAUGGGGUCUUCCUUUAAAACUGGGCUCACAGCUCCGUUAUGAACAACCUGUACAGUUCCAACUCUAAUCUCGAUGUCACUUUUUUUGAAUCUACAAGAUGCUUCUUAAAUGGCAUGUUCCUGAGCUCAGUGGCAGUUACUGAACUGUACUGCCUGGCAGAGUGACUCACGCAGCUCAGAUCACUUGACCUGUCCAGUGAACAGAUCACUGCUUCACGUUAAAUUUUUAAAUUAUUUUAAUUUAACACAUUCUUCAGUAGAGAGUUCACAAAAAUUUUUGAGUUUAAAUAUACAACUUUGAAUAGUUUAUAUCAGGAUCAAACCACACUUUAUAUUUAAACCAUCACAUUUUAAAUUCUGUACAUAAUAAGCACACUAGUCAAAAGAUAUUUACAUAAGAAAUAUCAUUUAGACCAAACACUAAGGUCAGUGCCCAGGACAACUAUUAAAAAUUUACAUUUAAAGAGUACCAAAGGGCUUAAUUCAAGCAAAAGAUUUUUCAAAGUGUUCCUGAUGUACCAAAAUGUAAGAUAUUUUCAUACUUUCCUGCUUCUAAUAACUUGUGUUUUGUGUCAACCUAGCAGUGUAUUUCAAUGCUAAACAUACUGUGGGUGUAUCUGAUGUCAUUUUUCUAUUAAGACCAAGUAUCAUGUUU